Messenger RNA from Phycodurus eques (leafy seadragon), 1344 nucleotides. RefSeq names its product lipoyl(octanoyl) transferase 2 (gene lipt2). The transcript has 4 exons. Gene Ontology annotation, biological process: protein lipoylation. Gene Ontology annotation, cellular component: mitochondrion. The record is from RefSeq and is a predicted model, not a curated record. Lineage: Eukaryota; Metazoa; Chordata; Actinopteri; Syngnathiformes; Syngnathidae. Gene Ontology annotation, molecular function: lipoyl(octanoyl) transferase activity. Bases 611 to 1285 code for a protein of 224 amino acids.
CUCAACAAAUCCACGGAAGAAGAAAGCGGAGCAACGAAGAAGAACGGGGAAGAUGGCGGCCUGGUGAAGCUGUCCGACAAGUUGCAGGUCGAAACAUUCCAUUCGACACUCGACGUCUACAAUACGAUACCGUUAAAAGGAUUAAAUGUUGCUCGCGUAUUGUUACGUCACUAAAGUGGACGGUCGGACGAGACGUCGCGCUUGCUUGUUGGCCAACAGGGGGCACUGUUGUUUUUGCCGUUUCUGUUCUCCAAACGACUCAAUCGCACUUAAAGUCGUCAGAAGAAAGAGAAUCAUGUGCAACCUUGUGAGUUUAGUUCGGAAGAAAAGCCAGAACUUUUUUCCCACAGGACUAAUAGAAGUACAACCUUUUUUUCUUUAUCGGUAAUGCGAAAAUAAGGGCUUACAUUUUGUCAGAAGGUAUGUAUAAAUACGAUUGUUGCUAAGGGAACAGACCAAUCUUCGAUAAAAACGGCCUGGCUCGGCUCGGCUCGGUGCGCAGUUUGCAGCGCCGAAGCACACCGUGUACGUGGAGAUAAAGCCCAGCUUUUUUGGGUCGCCUUCCAGUGGGCUCCUUUCUGGAGCGGGAAUUCAAAGCUGUUGUCCGCCGAUGCGGAUUCCGGGGUCCCUUCCGCCGGUGGAGGUGGUCCGCCUGGGCCUGCUGUCUUACCGGCAAGCUCUGCGUGUCCAGCGGGCGUACGUGAAUCGCUGCCAGGCGGGCGCGGCCCACGCGCUGCUGCUGUGCCAGCACCCGCCCGUCUACACCACGGGCAUCCGGCAGAAGGAGCGGCCCCCCGCCGAGCUGGAGCGCCUGCGUCUGCUGGGGGCCCAGGUCCACCGCGCCGACCGAGGAGGCCUCAUCACCUUCCACGGGCCCGGGCAGCUGGUGUGCUACCCGGUCCUGCACCUCGCCUCCUUCAAGAAGAGCGUCCGCUGGUACGUGUCGCAGCUGGAGCGGACGGUCGUGGCGGCGUGCCGAAGCUUCCGCGUGGAGGCGUCCACGUCGCCCCACACCGGCGUUUGGGUCGGAGACAACAAGAUUUGCGCCAUCGGCGUCCGCUGCUCGCGCUACGUGACGUCGCACGGUUUGGCCCUCAACUGCAACACGGAUCUGGCCUGGUUCCGCCACAUCGUCCCGUGCGGCGUGGAGGGCAAGGGCGUGACGUCGCUGAGCGUCGAGCUACGCCGGGACGUCGGCGUGGACGAGGCCGUCCCGCACGUGCUGCGCGCCUUCGCCGACGUCUUCCGCUGUCGGCUGGCGGACGCGGGCGCCGUCCGCUCGUGAAAGACCUUUCGCGUCGAAUUGAGCUAUCGUAUUGUUUCAUUAAAACUUUGAAAAACGCU